AUGGACUUUUACUUCGAUCCGACGAUGGCCAGAAGCAUUGAGCCUCCGCCACCAAAUGGUAUCGUCUACAAGUAUCCCUCCGGUCGUCUCAAGGUAGCCAUUGUAGGCGGUGGGCCAACAGCGCUAGCGUCAGCAAUAUCUCUUGCUGAGAAGGGUGCUGGGAAAAUUCAAGUUCACGUCUACGAAAGGCGGUGGAUCGUCAAAGAUGGUCCGAGAGGACCCUACAUCGACUAUCCCUCGACAGCCAGACGACGUGAUCAGGUUGUCACGCUACAAGAAUCAGUCACGAUGUUGAUGAGUAAAGCAACUCAGCAGGCGUUGUUUGAAGGUCGUCCAGAGCGAGUCUGGCCAGGCUCCUCCAAUAUCCAGAUCCGUAAAGUCGAGGACCGCCUUCUCCGGAGAUGCCACGCCGCCGAAUUCCAGGACUUAAUUCACCUCCACGCGGAGGGUGUGGCCCAUGAGAAUAUGGCAAAAAUUGGUGACUUCCACAUUCUUCUUGGAGCUGACGGAGCUGUAUCGUGGGUCCGCAAAUCGUAUUUCCACGGAUACGAAAACGAACGCGGGCGAAGUUAUGCCCUUGGCCUCGCGUUUGAUCGGCCAGCCGGUCUGCCAUGGUCGCAGCCCUUGAACGUAUUCUUGACUCUGGGUCAAACUCGGUAUCUCCUGAACGCUAGUGACUACGAUGGACGUGGCUACCUCAACAUGCAACUCACAGAGGAAGAGUGGCAUAAUAUGCUUGCCAAGGAUGGCCAGCCAGUCACCUUUGGAUAUCCUGGCUGCCUCCGAAACCCCGAUGGGACUAUACCCAAAGGUUUCACCGAGAAUCAAGUCUUUGCUCCUUCGGAAGACAGAGAAAGUUCAUUAUGGAGGUCAAUUUCCGACGGCCUGAAGCUCUUUGGCUUCAAGGAAAGCGAGGUCAUCAAUGUUGUCCGGAUCCCGAUUGUUGUUCAGGCCGUACGAGAAGGCAUCCAGUAUCUCCCGCCUUGUGACUCGGGAGCGAUCAAUCGCCCACAUGCCCUCGUCGCAGUGGCGGGCGAUGCUGCCAUGACCGUACACUUCUGGCCCGGCCGUGGUCUCAACAGUGGUGUCAAGUCAGGCAUCUCACUGGGAGACGAGAUUGUCCAUGCGCUCAAUGCGGGAAAAUUCGUUGGGCUGCCUCUUACCGCUAUGAACCAGUAUAAUGACUUUAUCAUGAAGCUGCAGGACCGCGAGCAUGACAAACGCAGUAUCCCGAUAUUGAAUCAGUCCGGUACACCAGAGACCUUAGGUUGGCUACUGAGCAAGGCAAAUACUGUUCCAGACAACGUUGCGAUUGAAUGGCUGGUGGGUGCCAUGGCUCAGAUUGCGCAAAGACUUGAACAAAGAGGAGACUGGGCCUUUGGCCCUGUGGCUAACGUCGAGCCCCAACUUCGGAUAGUACUGCGACAGAUGGACUCUGCAACGUUAAGGGAGAUGGCAGUCAGCUUCCCAUGGCCAACACGAGAAAUGGGCGGCGCCGAGGUUCUUCCUCUCCGCUCUAUGAAGCCAGAAGAGAAGCAAAGAUGGCUUCAGAGCAUCUGGGGGCUAUUGCGAGACGAGGUCAGCCGAGACUCGCAAAAGCGCCCUCCUUCCCGUGGAGAUCGAGGACGGCCACUUUCUACAUCAAGAUUUGAGGCUCCGCGCGGUGUAGCCUUGCUUCCACCUAGAGCCGUUUCGCCGUCGCCACAGUUCCUAUCGCCAACGCCAAAUAAUGCUGCGCCAAGCCGCUCCGAGUCGACAUUACGAAGAAGCAACGCCAAUCGAGGAGGCAUGUCUCCAGGCCCCUCGGAGCGAACACUAGCUGUGCCUACUGAGCUGGAUGGCAAUCCAUCUUCGCGGCCACGUUCGCCAUCUAUGGGUGGUGACAUACCGUUGGGAAGAUUGCUUAGCGUGAGCCAGCGUCCGGGCCACGCCGUGUUGGCGGAUGCUAUGUCAUUGGCACUGUUCCGUGUCGACGGGGAUUGA
This is a messenger RNA of Colletotrichum fioriniae, 1983 nucleotides long. RefSeq lists its product as uncharacterized. The record is from RefSeq and is a predicted model, not a curated record. Lineage: Eukaryota; Fungi; Ascomycota; Sordariomycetes; Glomerellales; Glomerellaceae.